GUCGCAUUCUUAUCUGACCCAUACCGGGGGUAUAUACACCGGGGUAUACAUAUACAUAUACAGCAUACGAGGACUGAAGAGAUUAUCGAGCGAAAUGACAAAAUCAAAACAAGGCGUUUUCUCCUGGGAAGAUGUCCUCGCGCAGCGAUACCUAAAUAAUCACCCCAGACACCAACCCCAACCACACCCUCGCCACAACCACGAGAUCCAACACAUUCAACACAUCCAAAACAACUCCCUAGACCAAACAAGCUACUACCCCUUCCAACCGCACUCCUCGCUCCUCGCAAAACUCUCCCCCGAACUCCGCCUAUUGAUAUGGAAGUACGUCCUCGGCGGGAAAUGCAUACAUAUUGUUCAAUGGGCGAAUCGGCGGAUGGGAUAUGUUGUUUGUCCUGAUUCGGACGGGAAUGGGAAUAAGGAUAAGGACAAGGGGAGGAAGGGGAGGAUGUGUGAUGUUUGUCAGACGGGGUUACCAUCGCGACGGGCGUGUGCGAAACGAGGGACGGAUACGACGUCGAGGGGGUUGUUAGGGGUUAUGCUUGUUUGUAGGCAGAUAUACACAGAAGCAGGACACAUCCUCUACACAAACAAUACCUUCACAAUCCCCUCGACUUGGUCCCUUCCCUACCUCCUCUCUUCACACACACCCCCUUCACCUAAGUCCACACUACCUCCCUCAUCCCCAUGGACAACAAACCUUCGGUCAUUGACCCUCCACUACGCCUUCCCCGGCCACUGGCUCCCCAGCAAAGACCCCGUGAAGCAAAUAUACUUCACCUCCGGCCGUGCGCAAUGGCUACACACCUGCGCCGCUGUAUGUUCACUCACACAUCUUGAAAAAUUCACGUUGGUGCUUAAUGGGGGGUGGUUUGCGGAGAGUGUAUCGCGGAUACUGGUGUUUUUGGAGCCGUUGCGGGAUGUUACUAUCUGUAACCGGGGUACGAGGAGGAGGGGGAUAGGAGAGGAAGAUGGGGAUGGGGAUUCUGGGGGAGGAGGGUGUUGGGAGGUGGUACUACCCAAACAACCAUAUUACGUGAAUGAGGUGGGGAGGUUGGAUGCUGAGGUUAGGGGGAGGGGGUUGGGGUGUGUUUUUAGGGUUUAAUUCUCUAUCUUUUUUUCUAUAUCCCUACUACUGUACAUACUCCGGAGUCUUUAUGCUAGACUAUCCUUAUGCAGCAUAAAACGGCUAAUGUUUAUGCUGGCAACGCACUAACCAAAACCAGCAAAAGAACGCUCCCAAAAUAACCCCCUCCGCCCCGCGGGGAGCGCCCAUCGUAAUUAAACACAAUACGCUAGUCUCAGCUCAGGGUCUGGUCGGGGAACGACACAAUUACCAUGUACGGCGUAGUGCAGGACUAUUCUGAAACAUGCAGUGGUACCAAGACGGGACGUUGAUGAUUGUUGUCAAAAGAGGCAGUUGGAUUUGCUAUGCUAUGCCGCCGAUAUGAAAGAAAUGCAGAUUUUGUUUCACGAGUCCUCCCGUCAUCAUCAUAGUAGUAGUAGUAGUAGUAAAGAAAGAAAUUAGAUCUUCAAUCACGCCUCCGACCCAUGGUCCCUUGACCCAUAUCCAAUUAAAAUUUAUAGUAAAUCGCUUGAC
Molecule: messenger RNA, 1600 nt
Organism: Aspergillus glaucus CBS 516.65
Lineage: Eukaryota; Fungi; Ascomycota; Eurotiomycetes; Eurotiales; Aspergillaceae
Exons: 3
Coding region: 95-1105 (336 amino acids)
Source: RefSeq, a predicted model, not a curated record